CAAGUAGCAUUUCUGUUGACAUUUUUAUAAUAACUAUUGCUUUUGGUGCAACGGUAUCAUUUCCAACGAGGUAUAAAUAAAAAAUGCACACAAAAACACAUACCCACACGGUGUCUUAUAGCAUCUCGUAAUUGUGACGUAAAGAAAACCGGAUAAGGGCACACUCCAUGGGUGGGUUCGAUUGGCUUUCAUGAGUUAACGCGGAUUUAACCUCGUCCCCACCCAUCUCGCAUGUUUGACACAGCACACGGCCAUUUCCUUGCCAGGAUUGCCCUGUGUAAGCUAAUAGAACGCACCCCAACCUUGCUUGAGCAGCAGGCGCAGUAGACAAACCAACCGUUACCUAUGAGCUCGGUUUUCCCUUCGGUUUUAGUUUUCGUCAGGUGAUCGAGUGUAGAGAAGCGCUUGGGGUGUGCAUAGCCCGUGAUGGGAUCCUCGAAUUGGGCGGGAUCCUGUGAAUUUAUACCGUGAAUUUCAAAAUUUUCUAUCCGUAGAGAUAUCAGGGAUCUCUAGGUGGUAGGUCUGUAGCCCACAAACCUUUUGAUUAUUCGCUCUAUAAAUUUUGUCCACGUGGAGAUUCCAACCUGGAAAGAAACCGAAAUGAAGAUGCAACUUUGGCGACGCUCAGUAUACAUUUUUACGGCGCCCAUUUACGUGGGCAAACAGUAUGUGUCAGUGUUUGCCGAAUAAAUCUGGUUAAAGCGAUUGAAUAUCUUUUUUCAACCUAACAAACCAAUGAGAAACGUCUCCAAUGCGUUUAUGUUAAUGCCAAGCACCAACGUCGGCGGGCAUUAAUGACUGCCCGUACCUGACACUGUUGUCACAGCGCACUUCGUCAAGAUAACUGUCAAGGGAGUGUGUGCGGAGAGACGACACUUUUGACAUAAAGGUGGUUAUCCAGUCAAUUCGGCUUCGGCGAUGUACCCGUUCCUGUUUCUCCUCGCAGGGGCUGCAGCCUUUGGCCUCACGGGGGCCAACCAGACGAGGCCCCUGUACAUUGGGGGUCUCUUCCCGCUAUCGGAAGAGGAUGGAUGGAGUCGAUACUUCGGGUGGGCGAGUCUAAAGGCCACCGAGAGAGCCAUUGCCGACAUCAACAACUCAUCGGAAGUCCUUCCCGACUACGAAGUAGUCUUGAUUUAUAAUGAUACAGAGGGGGAUAAGGUGACUGCACUGAACAUGCUGUACGAUCAUAUCUACACGCCACCCGUCAAAGUAGCGCUGAUGGGAUCGGUGUUGUCCUCGGUGACGGAAAGCGUCGGGGAGGUUGCCAGCCGCUGGAAACUUGUGGAGGUCUCCACUGCCGGCUCCUCCCCGGUGCUAAGUGACCGUGUCCGCUACCCGUACAUCUACCGGGUGCUGACGUCAGCCGCCGGGUUCUCCCAUGCCGAAAUGGCGAUCAUUCACCGGUUUGGCUGGAUAAAGAUCGCCACACUACACGAGACUGUCGAGCCUCACGUCGGGACUACAAUCGAGAUGCAGAGAUUAGCUGAAAGCAAUAAUGUGAAUGUUAUUGCUGCCGAGAGCUUUCUGAGUAAUCCGUAUGACGCUGUCCAGCGCUUAAAGGACAAAGACGCCAGGAUUAUAGCUGCAAAUUUCUACGAAGGUCGGGUGCGAAAGGUGUUUUGUAGCGCAUACCGGUUAGGUCUGUACGGGCCACGUUACGUGUGGAUGCUGCCCGGCUACUACGCCGAUGGCUGGUGGAAGGUACCUGAGGAGGGCGUCACCUGCACGCCCGAGGAGCUAAAGAAGGCAAGCGAGGGCUACCUAACGAUCAUGUGGAGCCAGUUUGGACGGGAGGAAGUCAACACCAUUGCAGGAAUAACUCCCGCAGAAUACCGGCGGCAAAUGGAACCCGUGGUCGGUUGGAACCUGUCCGUGUCAGGUCGUGGCCUGACCGCCACUGCCUAUGAUGGGAUGUGGGCGCUGGCCCUCGGCUUACACGACGCCCAACAAGAGCUGGGCCGGCCGCUGGAUUCCUUCGCUUACGGCGAUAAGGAGUACGCGGACAUCGUUAGCCGCAACGUCCAAAGCCAGAAAUUUCAAGGCGUCUCGGGUCCGUUUGGUUUUUCUGAGCUUGGUGAUAGAGUUGGAACCCUUCUCAUUGAGCAAAACAAAAACGGAGUAGAGGAGGUAAUAGGCACCUACGACAUAGACAAUAACGUAAUUUCCUGGCUGCUCAACACCAGUGACAUUUGGUAUUAUGCAGGCGGCAAGGCUCCGUUUGAUUCUGACAACACCGAGACACAAGAGCUCCUACAGUCCACACCCAUCGCUAUCCUGGUGACGGUCUGGGUCUUGUGUGGUCUCGGAACCAUCUUUGCCAUUUCCUUCAUAGCUUUCAAUGUUUGGAAACGGCAGAAUAGGCAAGUGAAGAUGUCCAGCCCCAACGUUAACAAUCUGAUAUCCGUUGGUAUCAUUUUGGCUUACCUCUGCGUGGCUCUCAUGGGAGUUGAUCGCUCCUUGGUCGAGGACAAAGCGUUCCAGAUUCUCUGCACGGUUCGAUCCUGGGGAUUGGCCUUGGCGUUUACCAUUGCAUUUGGGGGGAUGUUCACCAAGAUGUGGCGAGUGUACAGCAUUGUCAUCCACAACAAAACCAAACGAAAGGUUAUCAAAGACCACCAUCUCUUCAUUAUCAUCGGUGUACUGCUUCUUGUCGAUCUGGCUAUCCUUAUUCCCUGGCAGAUCAGCGACCCAAUGCAGGUCGUGACGGAAAAGGUUGCCGUUCCGCAGACGGACGAGGACGUAGCCUUGUACAGGAAGUUCGUAGAGUUACACGUCAAAUGCACCUCCACCUAUGACACCAUAUGGACUAUGGCCUUGAUCAUUUACAAGGCCUUUGUCGUCGUCUUUGGCGCCUUCUUGGCGUGGUCAACAAGAAAUGUGAAUGUUCCAGGCCUGAACGACAGUUACUACGUGGGUCUGUCCAUAUACAACACAGUUAUAUGCUGCGUGGUUGUCGUACCCUUGUCCAUUUUGAACGUAUCCUCUAUGGGCGUGACCUACGCCCUGGUGGCUGGUUUCCUGCUCCUCUGCACGACUAUGAGUCUGUGCAUGCUCUUUAUACCAAAGAUCAUAGCGGUGUUCCGCAAGAAUGCCGUCUCGGAUCAGGUCAACUUCACCGGUAACAGGGUCGGGGCCAGCAGCCGCCCCAACCCAGGAGAACCCCCCAGCCAGCAAGCACUGUGUAGCACCAUUCCCACGGACAGCAAGGGGAACUCCAGCGCCACCGGAUGAAACAAUGUCCAAGCUGGCCUAGACCAACUUUUUGUUGAAGUUGGGGGUUUUAAAAGAAGAAUCCCCCCCCCCAAAGAUAAUUGCCAUUUUGGUCCUGAAUUUCCUCUACUUGUGAUUGCUUCUAGUUAGUUUGUAGGGUUUUACUUAUUGAGUAUCCAGUCGAAAUAGUGAAAAAUGACAUUUAGGGAGACGGUGUCAGCUCUUUUUGUUCUUACCAAAAUUUUCAAUAAUUGUGGAAACAUUGCUCAAUAUUUGAAUGGUGUAAAUCUCAUUUUGGAAUGAAACCCUUUAAGUACUACAUAGACUUUGUAAAUCUAAAACCCACUUGAGACUCUAUAAGCCCCCCCCCCAAGAAUAGUUUGUCUCUGGACAGACCGAUGUCGAUACCACGACGUGGCUUUUUUCCCCUUUUCCUCUUAUCUUGGGUUGUAUAGAUAAUUGCAUACACACGUAGGUGAGUCAUGGGACUAGACGAGCAUUAUUAUGAUUAUAAACUGGCAAAUUACUUCCUAUCUAUAGUCUGCUGUCAUUGUUCAGCAUCAAUCUCGUCGGGAUCUAUCGCCCUUAAUAGUAAAAGAUCGAGCUGCAAAAAAAUUACGGUGAGGCAGUGUGGCAGUAGAGGGCGCUGUUGUAGGUCUCGCAGAGAGAAAAAGGAUUGAGACGUGCAUGCUUGAAAUCGAUACGCGCGCUGACCAGAGACGAAAGACUUUCUUGGCCUAAGAUGUCACGUCCUUUAAGAACACAAGACUUAGUUUAGGGAUUAAAACUAAGGAUGUUAAAAACAAACAAACUUUGUGACUGGAUUAAAAGGCACCGUCCAUGCGAAGUAUAAACAGGGACUUCUGUCUGUGUCCUGUUAUUAGAAAGAAAAAUAGAUUGAAAUGUCAUAUGACGAUGAAAAUUAGCUUUCUACAUUAACCAUUGGACAAUGAUUCAGUCAUGAGAAAAAAAAAACAGAUCUAUCAUUGAAAUUUAAGGUUUGUCGUUUUAAAUCUUGAGUUCCGAAGCAUAUUCCUGAUCAUUUACGCCGUUUUUACAACUGCACUUCUAAGUCCCCUAAAUCUUUGAAAAACUUAAAUAUUUCUUGUAAUAGUCAACGUUUGUAAAACAUUAGAUUCGAUGCAACUUCUGUCAUUUUGUGCACUGUAGAUGGUCCCAAGGAUAAAAAUCAACACUCUGCUCCCCCAAACCGGAUUCCUGAACGUGGUUCUGGCUAUCUUACGAUGAGGUGCUGAAGUUGACUCUGCUAUGUCGAAAUGGCCAGCUGCCAACUGCUCUCUCAUACACAACGUUGGUUAGGAGCUUCCAUUUGGCAUUUGGCAUUACCGUGUUUACGAAACGAUAAUUUUUUGCGGGACUCCACAUGGAAAUUAUACAUUCCGCCUCCAGAUAUGCAGCAUUGAGAAUGCAUUCUUGACAAGCAAUUGAAACCCCGUUGAAACUGUGUUCCAUUUGCACGCCUUUCCUGUCAUCUUCUAGUGAUAGAAUCUCGAUUCAUCUUCGUGUAUAAUUGAUUAAAUUACAGAUAUGAAAGAAGUCUCAUUGUUUGGUAUAAGUUUAAUUGGCAGAUCGAACUUUUCACUAGAGGAGCAAGUCUAGAGUGUAGUGGCAACUUCAAUUUUUACAACAAACAAAGUGUGUUAACUACAGCUCUAAAUGAUUAAAGGAACCAGGAUAUGGAUUUUUCUAGAA
This is a messenger RNA of Acanthaster planci (crown-of-thorns starfish), 4926 nucleotides long. RefSeq names its product gamma-aminobutyric acid type B receptor subunit 2-like. Gene Ontology annotation, biological process: G protein-coupled receptor signaling pathway; gamma-aminobutyric acid signaling pathway. The record is from RefSeq and is a predicted model, not a curated record. Lineage: Eukaryota; Metazoa; Echinodermata; Asteroidea; Valvatida; Acanthasteridae. Gene Ontology annotation, cellular component: membrane; G protein-coupled receptor heterodimeric complex. Gene Ontology annotation, molecular function: G protein-coupled GABA receptor activity.